Molecule: messenger RNA, 267 nt
Organism: Tetrahymena thermophila SB210
Lineage: Eukaryota; Ciliophora; Oligohymenophorea; Hymenostomatida; Tetrahymenidae
Exons: 2
Source: RefSeq, a predicted model, not a curated record
AUGAAAAGAUAGUGUCUAAUUUAAAUCCCGACAGGAGAGAAAGCUAAAACCAAUAAAAGAAAAUUUGUAAAAAUAAUUAAAACAAGUCAUAAUAAAUUAAAAAGAAAAAAAACAAAAAUAGUGAUCAAGCCUUUUAAGGAGAGAAGCAAUUAAUAUUUAAAUAAAAAAUUGAAAAAGGAAAUCAUUUAAGUAAAAUAGAAAUCUGAGCCUAUUUUACUAGGUGUAAACUCAUAGUUAAAUUUAAUAUUUAGGUAACAAGCUGAUUGA